GACACCGGACAGACGCUGCCACCAUGCCGCACACCGGCCAGGCCGGCGUGAACCAGCUGGGCGGCGUGUUCGUGAACGGGCGGCCGCUGCCGGACUGCGUGCGUCGCCGCAUCGUGGAGCUGGCCCUGAUGGGCGUGCGGCCGUGCGACAUCUCGCGGCAGCUCCUCGUGUCGCACGGCUGCGUCUCCAAGAUCCUCACGCGCUUCUACGAGACGGGCUCCAUCCGGCCCGGCUCCAUCGGCGGCAGCAAGACCAAGAAUGUGGACCGAGGCAGGCGGCGGGGGGACUGGAAAUGGCAGGUGGCGACCCCCACCGUGGUGAAGAAGAUCCUGCGCUACAAGCAGGACAACCCGGGCAUGUUCGCGUGGGAGAUCCGCGACCAGCUGGUGACGCAGCGCGUGUGCGAGCCUCACGCCAUUCCCUCCGUGUCCUCGGUGAACCGCAUCCUGAGGAACAGCGGCGCGUGGAGCGACGCGGACCUCAUGCGGCAGCAGCAGCACGCCCAGCAGCAGCACGCCAGCCCUGCCAGUGAGUCCGAGGAGGUGCACUGCGAGCGGCCGAAACUCCGGACGCGUGCAGAGCUCCAUUUAGCUCCAGAGCUCCGCAUUCAGCGACUCGAACCGAACGUGUGA
Molecule: messenger RNA, 632 nt
Organism: Thrips palmi
Lineage: Eukaryota; Metazoa; Arthropoda; Insecta; Thysanoptera; Thripidae
Gene: Poxn
Product: paired box pox-neuro protein
Exons: 4
Coding region: 24-632 (202 amino acids)
Biological process (GO): anatomical structure development; regulation of transcription by RNA polymerase II
Molecular function (GO): DNA-binding transcription factor activity, RNA polymerase II-specific; RNA polymerase II cis-regulatory region sequence-specific DNA binding
Source: RefSeq, a predicted model, not a curated record